AUGGAGUCAAUCGAACAAGAAGUAGUCUUUGAGCUACCAAUGACUAUCAGAGUUCACAAAGAUGGCCAUGUAGAGAGAGUGAUACCCACAGAUUUUACCCCACCAUCAACCGAUCCCAUCACAGGCGUUUCAUCGAAAGAUAUUGUAGUAGUCCCAGAAUCCAACAUAACUGCUCGCCUAUUCCUACCAAAAAUCACAGUUCCAAACAAAAAACUCGCUGUCCUUGUUUUUUUCCACGGAGGAGCCUUUAUUGUCAACACACCAUUCAUUGCUCCAUUCCAUAACUAUGUAACCAAACUUGUCUCUGAAGCUGAUGUUGUUGCUGUUUCUGUUGACUAUAGGAAAGCUCCGGAGCACCCUAUCCCAGCUGCAUAUGAAGAUUCAUGGGCUGCACUCAAAUGGGUUGCUUCCCAUUCUAAUGGAGAUGGACCUGAGCAUUGGUUAAAUAAUCAUGCAGAUUUUCAGCAUGUCUUUUUGGGUGGCGAUAGUUCUGGUGCUAACAUUGCUCACAAUCUGGCUAUGGCUGCUGGGAAAUCUGAGCUUGGGCUUGGUAUUGAGCUUCUUGGGAUUGCUUUGGUCCACCCUUAUUUUUGGGGGUCGGUACCUAUUGGAUCAGAGGAGGUUUAUCCGGACGACAAGUGUAUCAUUAAUCGGGGUUUUGUGGAUCGGGUUUGGCCAUUUAUUUGUCCGUCUAACCCGGAUAAUGACGAUCCACGGGUCAACCCGGUGGCAGAAGGUGCACCGAGCCUAGUGGGUUUGGGUUGUAAGAGGGUGUUGGUUUGCGUAGCUGAGAAUGAUGUGAUGAAAGAUAGAGGUUGGCUUUAUUAUGAGGCAUUGGGCCGAAGUGGGUGGAUGGGUGUGGUUGAGAUAUUUGAGACCGAAGGAGAGGAUCAUGGAUUCCAUUGUCAUGACUUGGAAUACGAGAAAUCUAAACAGUUGAUCCAAAGAAUGGCUGCUUUCUGCAUUUAUGAAGAGCAUUCAAAUCUGGAACCUUCGGUUUCCAUUUUAAAACGGGAUACCCCGAAGCCUGGUGGUGUAGUUUCUAACCCUGUGCACAAAUCUGGCCCAAAGCCCAGUUAUGCUGCAGUUCAUCCCAAAAACCACACUGGUAAGGCCUCCUCCGCUUCUAUUGGGCCUCUGAGACAGAAUGUUCAGCCCAAGAGCUCAUCUGUUUCUUUCAAUUCCCUCGAUAAAACAGUUUUAGCUACUCGUAGAACUACGGUUGUUAAGAAGGAAGAUAGUUCUUUGGUUCGUACUAUUGGAACCAUUCCCGUACCACACAAUUCCAUAUCCCCGAAUAACCACAAAGAUGUCCACAUUGAAGAUCCUUCAUCUCACUUUAACGAGGAGGUAAUGGAGGUUGAAGGGGGUGAUAUUUGUUGUGAUGAUACCAGGUUGAAUGAUCACGAUCUUCAAGGAUUACCACCUGUGAAACCGCCAGAUAUCAAUAGCUCAUCUUUCCCUGAGAGUUUGAAGAAAGCUGAAAGGAAAAAAGCUUCUAAAUCUGGUGCUGCUGGUAGCCAAGAUUUUCGGCUAACUUUGAAUGAAUUUCUGAAGAAUUAUAAGCCUUUUACGGUUAUUUUGGUGGAAACUAGAAUCGGUGGGGAAGUGGUUGAUCGUGCCGUCAAGAAAUCUGGUUUUCCACAGUUUCAACGUGUAGAAAUGAACGGUUGUUCUUACAGGAUUUGGCUUUAUGGCAUGAUGAAGUGGAUGUGA
Messenger RNA from Dovyalis caffra, 1716 nucleotides. NCBI's taxonomy places the organism in Eukaryota, Viridiplantae, Streptophyta, Magnoliopsida, Malpighiales, Salicaceae. The record is from the annotation of a GenBank genome assembly.